This is a messenger RNA of Drosophila kikkawai, 4291 nucleotides long. RefSeq names its product tapas (gene tapas). Lineage: Eukaryota; Metazoa; Arthropoda; Insecta; Diptera; Drosophilidae. Gene Ontology annotation, cellular component: P granule. The record is from RefSeq and is a predicted model, not a curated record. Gene Ontology annotation, biological process: piRNA processing; P granule organization; spermatogenesis.
ACUAAUACGCCGCCAUUUCUAAACUGUCAGAAGGUUCUGUUGCUACGCACUUUUAUUUUAUGUUUUUAAAGUCGCCAGUUGGUUUUUCCUGAAGGAGUAAUUGUACAAUAUAAUAUUGUAUGCAAAACCCAACACGUAUUCGAAUUUCAAAGGGCAAGCGGAAGAAAUUAAAACCAGCGAGAGGCCAAAUAGGACUAGAAAAAGCGCAUUCGGCGCCAUCAUAUUUUCCGUUCUCGGAAAACUUCAUUUUUGCAGACUCCAGUGCAUAUCUCAGUGAGAUAUUCCUUGUUAUUUACUGUUUUAUCAGAUUCGUUGAACGGAUUGAGAUUACAAUGGCCACAGAGAAGGAAAAGGCCAUCAAGAAUAUUGGCGCCGUUGUGAGGGCACUGACGGUGUCCAUCAAACCGCCGGUCACGUUGAUGUCCAUCCUGAAGGACUACAAGGGAAUCGAGGGCGAACCGCUGCCUUUUCGCAAGCUGGGCUAUGCGACAGCCGAGGAUUUGUUGUUGGCAACGAAUGAGUUCAAUAUCCAAAGGUUCGGUAAUGAGGUCAUCAUCAGUGCGAAGUAUAGUGCCAAAACCGAGCACAUUGCGUCUAUGGUCAGAGGGCAAAAGAACAGCGCAAAGAACAAACCCAAGCCUAAAAUUAACCGCGUUCCCUCCUACGCCAACAAAUAUAACAACAACAACAACAACUACCAUCCUCAAGCGCAGCAAUACUAUCGUCCAGCGCAGCAGCAAUAUUAUCAACAACCGCAACAGCAUCAGUACUUUCAUCCACAACAACCUAAUCCAGUGCAAGUUUUACAACACGAAUUUAACCGUAUUCGCCAGCAGCAGCAGGAGCAGUUUCUCGCCCAGCAGUGCUUCGAGGAGCAGCGAAAAAGAGAGCAACGCGAAGUUGAUCAGCUGAAAAACGAUCUAAUCAAGCAGCAGGCAAAUUUGGAAAAGGAUAUUAGGAAUAGGUUCAACAAGGAGCUAGAGACUCGGAAUAAAGAGCUCAAUGCCAAGAUAGAAAAAGAGGUUGCGUCGCGUUUGGAAACUUUAAAAAAGCAGCACGAAAGUGAACUAAAAGCACUUGCGGCAUCAUUGGAAAACUCCAAAAAGGAUUGCAUGAAAAAGGAGUGUCAGAAGAGCGCAGGGACAAAGAGUACAAGUCAGGACAGUAAGAACUCAGAGCUUAAGGAGCAGCAACGGAAGUGCGAAGCCCGGAAGCAGGAAAUGGAGAAGGAUCGAGCUCCGAAAUCCAAAGGACCUACAGCCAUGCGUGCCGCACAUAUGGAAAAGGAAACGAUCUUGAUCACUGUACCAAAUGAUAAGAUCGGAUCCACCAUGAACGGUCAUGGUCAGAGCCGUAUUCAGAGCAAUGGGCAGAACAAACAAAACGGAAGCAACCCGCCGCUGCGAGCCAUAUUGGGCAAUAGUGCAUCUCACCGUCCGAACGCACCAAGUGUCGAUGCCGAUUCGUCUGCCGCCCGCCCUAAGCGGCCGUUGCAUCCGCGCGUGCUUUACCCAGGACAGAUGCGCCCUACUUCUGUUUCCGUGAAUGAUAGACUUAAACUCAAAGCGCCGCCCCAGGCUACGACACCGGUGGUGACUCCCAUCACGCCGCCCGACUCGCCAGAGAACGCGAAAACCGAAGGAGCGACACAGCCGGAAGAUGUACUAAGGGUGACGAAUCAUGCUCCCAAGAUUAAUAACUCCACGCCGAAUACCAGAAAGACCGUCAACUUCAAGUUCAAUCCAACGUACGACGCCGUUUCAUCGUUGAAUCUGUACUGCGAAGCCCAUGGCUUUGAGAAGCCAACGUUUAAUAUCUUCAAUACGCCACCACGUCUGAAUUGCUCCGUGAGGAUUGAGGGCGAUGUCUACAGCAGCUAUCCUCAGGAGUUUGCGAAUGAGGAAGCGGCCUACCAGCGCACAGCCCAGAUCGCCAUUGAGCGGAUCAAACACGCAGAAUCACGACAACGGCUCUCUGUCUGCAUGGUCAACAAUGAUGAGUUUAUCGAGGGACUGUAUCAGGAGUUGCUUAAGUACCCGCACGGCAUUCUGGGCCACAAGCUAGAAGAUUGGUAUGGCAGGACCUUUGGGCACCACCUGCCCAGCAACUGGUACGAUCUGAUCAUAGAGUCGAACAAGAUUCGCGUGGAACACGGAAUUAAUCCGCGGAUCAUUCUGUUCGCCAACGAUCCUGGAUCCCCGGUUCCGAUUCGUAUCAACACGCCCGCCACAAUGCCAGAGCUGGUGCUUCCCUGGCAAGUGAACGAGGACGGAUCGCACGAUUGGAACAUGUACAUCAGCCACUGCAUUUCGACGACUGAAGUUUGGGUCCGACUGAUUGAUCAGAUCGAAAAGUUGGAUGAGCUGACAACGCACAUGAGCCGACACAUGGCCGUGCCUCACUACCGCCAACAGGUGCUUGAUCCCCAUGUGCAGGAGCUUUAUCUGGUGGAGAUCCGCGAGGGCUGGAACCGUGUUCGUGUGAUCUCCGUCGAUGCGGAGCAGAAAAAUUGUCGUUGCCACUUCGUGGACUUUGGAGAUAUCGCACAAUUCUCGUUUGAAGAACUGUUCCAGUGCCCGGCCCAGUUUCUCGUGCUACCUGCCCAAGCAAUUUGUCUAAGUUUGUAUGCACUGGACAAGUUUAGGGAUCAUCCUCACGCUCAGCGUGUUCUGAUUACCGAACUUGAAGGCCAAACAGUGGUGGCCCGUGUGCUUACUAGCCAGAAGCAGUUCCUCGAACUUGGCGGUGCUGCUCAGGGCAUAGUAGGAAAAGGCAGGCGACAAGCAUGUCUAGUGGCCACUCUGUACGACACAUCCACGGCCGAGGACGUCCAUCUAAAUGAUCUGGUGGCCAGUAGGAUCAUAAAGACUACGCCGCCGCCUACACUCAAUGAUGAACAGAAUAUCGGAAAAACCACGCCCAUUUUUGUGACACACAUCACCGAGGACGGCGAUCUGAUGGUACUGCUCCGCAACGACGAUUUGAACUUUGUGGAACGGAGCAUUGCUACCACAGUGGUGGAUCUGGGGGAAAACGAUCGUGUACAAUACGCUGAUCUGCUCCAUGAUCGACAUGUCUUCGUCUGUGACGAAUCCGUGGGUGGUCAGAAGCAAUGGUAUCGCGGGCGUCUGGUGGCCAAGCCCCAGAAUCCCGAAGAGGAGACUUUCGACAUUUACUACAUAGACGAUGGACGGCAGCGCAAGACGCACAUAUCGAACGUUUACCGAUUGGAGGCCAACAACCGAGCUCUGGCCUCGUACCCUCCACAGGCGCUGCCUGUACGGCUGUACGAUGUCCCCCAGAUAACUAAUCACAUGAUGGGACGUCUGCGAACACAGAUGCCGCCGCGCAGCGAAGCUUUGCUCAAAGUUGUAGCCAAAGACGUUACGAAGCCCCUGGUUAAGGUAUAUAUCCGUCAGGGUCCUGAAUCGAUGUACAGUAGUGUGAACACCGGCCUUCGAAUGGAAUUCGAGAUUCAGAGUACGACUCGUCAGGAGUCUUUGGAUGAUCUGCAGUCGAAUACCAGCGUUCAGAUGCCCAGACGCGGCAGCUUCAGCUCCGUGGUCUCAAGUCAAAGCAGCAGCAGCGACCUUGUCGCCUUCACCUCGCCGUCGUCACCUCAAAAGGCAUCUCCAAAACGAUCAGGAGCCACAACAUUUUCGACACUCCUGCUUAAAGAUUACGAAGCCAUUCCGGCGGUGGGCGCCUACUUUGAAGUGCGCGUAUCCCUCUCCAUAAAUCCAGGACACUUUGCGGUUCAACCUUACAAAUUCUACAAUCAGCUUCAGUUUUUGAUGAAGGAUCUACAAGAAUAUUGCAAGGGAAAGGCAGCCAAGGGAGUCGAGCCCUCCCAACUGGCCAUCGGCGAGGCCUACGCUGCGCCCGACAGUGAGGGCGUUUAUCAUCGCGUAAAUAUUCGCAAAAUUUACGAUGAGAUUAUACACGUCAGUUUCGUGGACGUGGGCGACGAUGGUGUGGUGGCCUGUGAUCAAUUAAAAACACUCCCGCCGGAGUUCAGGGAGCUUCCCAAGAUGGCGCUGCCAGCUCAAUUAUAUGGCAUUAAACUGGCAGACGUGGUCUGGAGCCAUGAGAACUGUGUCCGGUUCCGCAAGCUAACGCUGGGCAAGAUGUUUAUAGGAAUUGUGCGCUGCCUGCAGAAACAAAAGGAUGAAACGCGAGCGCUGUGCUUGGAGCUGAUCGACACAUCCACACCGAAGGAUAUUAAGAUGCACGAGAUUCUCAUUACAGAGAAUCACGCGCAGCCGGAAACAAAAGAAGUCUGAGUUGGAUU